AUGACAAAGAUUGUAAUUGUUGGUGCUGGAAUUGUUGGAUUCUAUACCGCUUUCUGCUUGUUAGAACGUGGAGUCGAUGCCAGAGAUAUAACUAUAGUUGCCGAGUACUUGCCGGGGGACGAAUCGGUCAAGUACACCUCUCCUUACGCUGGUGGGAAUUUCUCAUGCAUAACUGGUGACGAUCCCGAUGUGUUGGAGUAUGACCGAUUGACGUAUACUAAUUUGGCAAAAGUGCAAAAAGCCAUUGGUGGAAAGACUAAAGGGUUGGAUAGGUACAAAUCAACUGAAAUUUGGGAUUUCAACUUGGCUAAAUGUAAAAUCGAUUCAUUAAAGAGUUAUUUACAGGAGUACCAUGAGAUUGACAAGAGUCAAUUGCCGUCUGGUGCUGCAUUUGGCAUUACUUUUCUAUCAUGGAACUUCAACUGUCCUAAAUUCUUGAUGAAUUUUAAAAUUUACUUGGAACAACAAGGAGUCCAAGUUGUUAGAAAACAUUUGGGUCAUAUCGUACAAGCAUAUGGUCCUGACACUAAGCUUGUGUUUAAUUGUACUGGAUUAGGUGCUAGAUCGUUGGGCGGGGUUGAAGAUAAAAACAUGUAUCCAGCUAGAGGUCAAGUUGUUGUUAUCAAGGCGCCCCACAUCAUGGAGAAUGUUAUGCGUUGGGGUAAUGAAGAACCAACGUAUAUAAUCAAAAGACCCUAUUCACACGAUCAAUUGAUUUUGGGAGGUUUUUACCAAAGGGGCGAUUGGACUUCCGAUACAUUGAAAGAGCAAAGUGAUGACGUGUUGCAGAGAACAACCCAAUUGUUUCCCAAGAUUUUAACUGAUAAUCCUCAUGGAAACAAGAUUGAGGAUUUGGAGGUUAUUAGAGUAGUUGCUGGGUUGAGGCCAGGAAGACAUGGUGGAACAAGGAUUGAAAAGGAAAAAUUUGAUGAGGGGAAGGUACUUGUGCAUAAUUAUGGCGCUGGGGGGUAUGGAUAUCAAGCAGGGUUAGGUAUGGCUUAUAAAGCUGUACAAUUGGCCUUGAAUGGUGCUAAAUUGUAA
Molecule: messenger RNA, 1041 nt
Organism: Lodderomyces margitis
Lineage: Eukaryota; Fungi; Ascomycota; Pichiomycetes; Serinales; Debaryomycetaceae
Gene: IFG3
Product: Ifg3p
Exons: 2
Coding region: 1-1041 (346 amino acids)
Molecular function (GO): D-amino-acid oxidase activity; FAD binding
Source: RefSeq, a predicted model, not a curated record